Messenger RNA from Candidula unifasciata, 1824 nucleotides. Lineage: Eukaryota; Metazoa; Mollusca; Gastropoda; Stylommatophora; Geomitridae. The record is from the annotation of a GenBank genome assembly.
AUGCCUCAGAAGCACCCGAUCAUACCUGGAGGAAGACCCAGAUCCUCAUCUUAUGACGACGUUCUGGAUUUAGACGAUGCUAAUGAAGGACUAUGUGGUACUUUGUUCGUUAAUCUUAAUGAUCGUAAUUGUACAGAUGGACACAGAAGGAGUGUGGGUAGGACACACAUGACGGUACACGGCAGCGCCAGUAAUUUAAACCAGAGCGACGAUACUUUUGACAGUGAUAGCAAGCUUAGCUCCGGGAGUUCUGCAUUAUCAGGACGUAAAGGGUUAACUCUGAAAUCCAUGCGCAGAGCUGUAAGUCGGGUAUUUGUGAAAGAAUCUAAGUUAGCAGACAUGGCAGUUAAUAAAAGAUACGAAAAGUCCAACCAAACUAAUGACCUGGUAAAAGUGUGGACUCCAGAUCUUAGACACCUUGGAGAUAAAGCAAGCAGUAAAUCAAAAUCCAACGAUCUUCCAUACAGUGGUACACUGUCAACUGCUCGACCUUUAAUUACAAAUUCUCAUAUUGGAAUGCCAGUUACCAUGUGGAAAAGAACACCCGGUACAGUUGGAAUCUACAACCAUGGUAAUAAUUGUUUUAUGAAUGCCAUACUUCAGUGCUUGAGCAAUACAGAUUCCUUCACUGAAUAUUUUGUAAGAGAUUUUUACAAAAAUGAUUUGAAAAAUGGUGCUGCUGGAAAGAAAGGUGUUUUUCGCUCUUCACAUGGCAAAGUCACAGAACAGCUUGGGCAUUUCUUGAAAUGUUUGUGGUCUGGAAAGUAUACCAGGGAAGUGUCGGAAGGAUUUAAAGCAGUUGUUGCCAAAUUCAACAGUCAGUAUGAGGGAGAUGAUCAACAUGAUGCUCAGGAAUUUUUAUUGUGGCUUUUGGACAGAGUCCAUGAGGAUGUAAGCAUAUUCACGAAAAGGAAAGCAAAGCCGCAGAAAACCACACCUGUGAGGACAGACAAAGAGCUAGCAUCAGAAGCUUCACUAACCAAUGGAGAGAGUUUCAUCCUGAAGCUCAACACCUUUGACCCCUACCUAUGCCUGUCCUUGCCCCUACCCCAGGGCUACCAGCGGGUUGUGUAUGUCAUCGUUGUCUUCCUGGACUCCAAGAAGUCCCAUCAAGUCAUGAUGGCGUUCACCUUGCAUCAGUAUGAUGAGGUCAGGGAACUAAGGGAACUUGUAGCAUCUAGUGCCAGAAUUCCGGCAAAGCAGCUCAUGUUUGUUCAACUGGAAGAUGAUAGUUUUGGCACCACAUACCGUGAUGAGCAACCAUUGAGUGACAUUCCCGAGAAUGAGGUGGUAUAUGCAUUUGAAAUGCACCCAGAGAAUGCUGCCAGACGCAACUCAACACAAGAGUUUGACAGUCCCCUAUCUCAGGUGCUGAUGAUGAAUAUUGAGAUCACAGGAGAGUCAGCCGACAGAUUUGGCAGCCCGGCUGUACUGAGGGUGAGAAGAGACGUCACAUGGACGGAUCUGCACAUGGAGAUCCUGAAAAAGAUGGAGAAUUCAUUAAGUGAUGAUAAACUUGAUGAUUUGUUUUUGUUGAGAAUAUAUGAUGGAAGCACUCGCAAGUACUACCUGCCUUCUGACGUAGAAUUACCACUGUACACUCAGUCUGUUGAAAGAGCAUUCUCUGCAUCCCAAAAGAAUUCUGGUGUGCCUCACAUCAAGAUUAUUGCUGAAUGGGACUCAAAGACAAAGUCACGAUUUGUCGUUGAUGACCGGGAACACAUAGAAACCUCUGCCUCUGUUAAGAAAGCACAGAACAGCCCUCUAGGCCAUGGGAAGGUUACUCUGGAAGAGUGCUUCCGGCUCUACACAAAGGAAGAAAAG